CCGGCUCUUCCGGGGCCCGGGAGCCAACCGAGGGCGUUACUGUCCGGGCUGCGGCGGCGGGAGGGAGCCCAGUGGAGGCGCCCUCCCGAGGCACCACUGCCCAUGCUGACUACCCAGCCCUCCGGCUGCCGAUGUCAUGAGUAACACCACAGUGCCCAAUGCCCCCCAGGCCAACAGCGACUCCAUGGUGGGCUAUGUGCUGGGGCCUUUCUUCCUCAUCACCUUGGUCGGGGUGGUGGUGGCUGUGGUAAUGUAUGUCCAGAAGAAAAAGCGGGUGGACCGGCUUCGCCAUCACCUCCUCCCCAUGUACAGCUAUGACCCUGCUGAGGAACUGCAUGAGGCUGAGCAGGAGCUCCUCUCGGACGUGGGAGACCCCAAGGUGGUACAUGGCUGGCAGAGUGGCUACCAGCACAAGCGGAUGCCCUUGCUGGAUGUCAAGACAUGACCUGACCUUCAGAACCGUGGGGUCUUGGAGUGUCCAGAGCCCUGUGGUCUGCUGCCUCCCCUCCCACUUGCACUCACCCAGCUCCCCCUGCUGGGUACUGGGUCUCCAGUCCUUCCCCAGCAGCACCCAUUUCCUAAGCCCCUGCAUAGCAGCCUGCCCCCACCAUCACCUCACUCCCCGCUAGGCCUUCAGUCCUUUGUGGGCUGAGCCUACCACCCGCUCCAAGGCGCUAAUGGGAACUUUUUCCUUUUGGGGUGGAAGGGUGGCUGGGAAACAGCUCUGCCCUCUCCAUGGGCACCUUUCUCUAGCCCUCCCCAAUUUGGCUUUGGCGUUGUUUCCAUGAUGACAGGGCCUGAUGUAUAGUAUUCCGUAUAUAUAUUUUGUAAAUAAAAUGUUUUGUGGCUA
Messenger RNA from Diceros bicornis minor, 850 nucleotides. RefSeq names its product small integral membrane protein 29 (gene SMIM29). The record is from RefSeq and is a predicted model, not a curated record. The transcript has 5 exons. NCBI's taxonomy places the organism in Eukaryota, Metazoa, Chordata, Mammalia, Perissodactyla, Rhinocerotidae. Bases 137 to 445 code for a protein of 102 amino acids.